AUGGUGUUUAGAAGUCUUGAUUCUACCUCACUUACCAGAGAGCAAAAUCAGUCUCGUUCAAUUUAUCUUAUUUUUAAUAUCACCAUCCAGAAUAUAAAAACUAUUUGGUACGUGCCAGGGGAGACAUAA
This is a messenger RNA of Nezara viridula (southern green stink bug), 129 nucleotides long. Lineage: Eukaryota; Metazoa; Arthropoda; Insecta; Hemiptera; Pentatomidae. The record is from the annotation of a GenBank genome assembly.